CCGCACAGCACCUUAGAUUUCCCAGAGCUGACCCACGAUGGGGCCGGGACAGGCAGGGGGCGCGCUUCUGCCGCGGCUGCUAGCGCUCGCUCAAGGUAUUUUAAGUUGUCUGGCGUACAAUGUUGGCCUCCCAGGAGCAAAAAUAUUUUCCGGUCCUUCAAGUGAACAGUUUGGCUAUACAGUACAGCAGCUCAAAACCCCACAGGGCAACUGGCUGCUGGUCGGGUCGCCGUGGAGUGGCUUUCCUGAGAACAAAAUGGGAGACGUGUACAAGUGCCCUACUGAUGCACCCACUGCCCGGUGUGAAAAGCUGAACCUGCAAAAUUCAGCAAGCAUCUCAAAUGUUACGGAGAUAAAAACCAACAUGAGCCUGGGUUUGACCCUCACCAGGAAUUCGAGAACCGGCGGCUUUCUAACCUGUGGUCCCCUGUGGGCACAUCAGUGUGGAAACCAGUAUUACGCCACUGGGAUUUGUUCAGACAUCAGUCCAAACUUCCAGCCCUCCAGAAGCUUCUCGCCCGCAGUUCAGGCUUGCCCUUCUCUCGUAGAUGUUGUAGUUGUGUGUGAUGAAUCCAACAGUAUUUAUCCCUGGGAUGCAGUGAAGAAUUUCUUAGAGAAAUUUGUACAAGGUCUGGAUAUAGGACCCAAAAAGACACAGGUGGCAUUAAUUCAGUAUGCCAACGAGCCAAGGGUUGUAUUUGACUUGAACACUUACAAAAAUAAAGAGAAAAUGGUUGAAGCCACAUCCCUGACCUACCAACAUGGUGGUGACCUCACAAAUACCUUCAAAGCAAUUGAAUUUGCAAGAAAGCAUGCUUUUUUACCAUCUUCUGGUGGGCGCCCAGGUGCUACGAAAGUCAUGGUAGUUGUGACUGAUGGUGAAUCCCAUGAUGGGUUGAUGCUGGAAGAGGAGAUCCAGAAGUGCAAUGAAAAUGAGAUAUUGAGGUUCGGCAUAGCAGUUCUUGGGUAUUUAAACAGAAAUGCCCUUGAUACUAAAAAUUUAAUCACAGAAAUCAAAGCAAUCGCGAGUACUCCAACAGAGAGAUACUUUUUCAAUGUGGCCGACGAAGCAUCUCUUCUGGAAAAGGCUGGAACACUGGGAGAGCACAUUUUCAGCAUCGAAGGUACCGUUCAGGGAGGAGACAACUUCCAGACGGAGAUGGCACAAGGAGGGUUCAGCGCAGAUUUCUCUCCUCAAAAUGAUAUUCUGAUGCUGGGUGCAGUGGGAGCUUUUGACUGGAGUGGAACUGUUAUCCAGGAGACAUCUAGCAAGCACUUCGUCUUUCCUAAGCAGGCCUUCGAUCAUGUUCUGCAGGAUAAAAACCACAGUUCAUUUUUAGGUUACUCUGUGGCUUCCAUUUCUACUGCAAAGGGUGUCCAGUUUGUUGCUGGCGCUCCACGGGCAAAUUAUACUGGCCAGAUAGUGCUGUACAGCGUUGACAAAGACAGCAACGUCACAGUGAUUCAGUCUCACAGAGGGGACCAGAUUGGCUCCUAUUUUGGUAGUGUGCUGUGUGCGGUUGAUGUGGAUAGAGACUCCAUCACAGACGUACUCCUGGUAGGUGCUCCCACAUACAUGAACGACCUCAAGAAAGAAGAGGGAAAAGUCUACCUGUUCACAAUCACAAAGGGCAUCUUGAAUCAGCACCAGUUCCUUGAAGGACCUGAAGGCAAUGGGAAUGCUCGGUUUGGUUCAGCGAUUGCAGCCCUUUCAGACAUCAACAUGGAUGGCUUUAACGAUGUGAUCGUUGGUUCGCCCGUAGAGAAUGAGAACUCUGGAGCAGUGUACAUUUACAAUGGCCAUCAUGGUACCAUUCGCACCAAGUGUUCCCAGAAAAUCCUUGGUUCCGAUGGAGCCUUCGGGCGUCAUCUCCAGUUCUUCGGAAGGUCCCUGGAUGGCUAUGGAGAUUUAAAUGGAGAUGCCAUCACUGAUGUAUCCAUUGGCGCCUUGGGGCAAGUGGUUCAACUCUGGUCACAAAGCAUUGCUGAUGUGGCUAUACAUGUUUCAUUCACUCCGGACAAAAUCGCAUUGCUCAACAAGGAAGCUAAGAUAACCCUCAAACUCUGCUUCAGAGCAAAGUUUAAACCCACCGGACAAAGCCAGCAAGUGGCCAUCCUGUUUAACAUGACACUUGACGCAGACAGAUAUUCUUCCAGAGUAACCUCCAGGGGGAUGUUUAAAGAAAACAGCGAAAGAUUCCUGCAGAAGAACGUGACUAUAACCCAAGCACAGAGCUGUUCUGAAUACUACAUUAGCAUCCAGAAACCCUCUGACGUUGUCAACCCUCUGGACCUGCGUGUGGACAUCAGUUUGGCAAACCCUGGCACUAGUCCUGCCCUUGAAGCCUAUUCUGACACUGUCAAAGUCUUCAGCAUUCCUUUCUAUAAAGAAUGUGGCAGUGAUGGACUAUGCAUCUCUGACCUGACCCUGGAUGUCCAACAGAUGCCAGCCACCAUUCAAGACCAGCCCUUUAUUGUCAGCAACCAAAACAAAAGGUUGACAUUUUCAGUGACACUGAAGAACAGAGGAGAGAGCGCAUACAAUACUGCAGUCAAGGCGGAGUUUUCUGAGAACUUGUUUUUUGCUUCUUUUUCCAUGCCGGUCGAUGGAACAGAAGUGGCAUGCCAGGUUGACUCGUCGCAGAAAUCUGUUACCUGUGAUGUGGGAUAUCCUGCCUUGAACAGUGAACAGGAGGUGACUUUUACCAUCAACUUUGACUUCAACCUUCAAAACCCCCAGAAUCAGGCAUCCAUCCAUUUCCAAGCCUUCAGUGAAAGCCAAGAGGCAAACAAAGCAGACAAUUCUGUUAGUCUCAAGAUCCCUCUUCUGUAUGACGCUGAGAUUCACCUAACCCGAUCCACCAACAUAAACUUUUGUGAAAUCUCUCCGGAUGAGAAUGCUCCUCCAGUCAUAAACAGUGUUGAAGAUAUCGGACCUAAAUUCAUCUUCUCGCUCAAGGUAACAACAGGAACUUCUCCGGUAACCAUGGCAUCAGUAACCAUCCACAUUCCUCAGUACACCAAGGCGAAGAACCCACUCCUGUAUCUGACCGGGGUGCAAACAGAUGAGGCUGGUGACAUCAGUUGUGAAGCAGAAAUAAAUCCACUAAAGCUCGGACAUGCGUCCUCUCCCGUAGUUUUCAAGAGUGAAAACUUGCAGCAUACGAAAGAAUUGGACUGUACAGCCACCUCCUGCAGUGACGUCACCUGCUGGCUGAAGGACCUCCAUAUGAAAACCGAGUACUUUAUCAAUGUGACUACCAGAGUCUGGAACAGGACCUUCGCUGCUUCGACUUUCCAGACUGUGCAGCUGACAGCAGCAGCAGAAAUCGAUACACACAACCCCCAGCUAUACGUGAUCGAGGACAACGCCGUCACAAUCCCCCUCACGAUAAUGAAACCCACGGAGAAAGCAGAAGUGCCAACCGGGGUCAUAAUAGGAAGCGUGGUUGCUGGGAUCCUCUUGCUGUCGGCUCUCGUUGCAGGCUUGUGGAAGCUUGGUUUCUUCAAAAGACAGUAUAAAAAAAUGAGCCAAAAUCCAGACGAGACGGACGAGACCACAGAGCUCAACAGCUAAAAGCCUCCGGUGGACACAAUGGCAUGGUGGCUGGUGACAUUCCCGCUAGGGUUCGCUGUGUGAUGAAUGGAUUUCUCCUACAGUCCAGUUUCAAAUAAUUUAAUAGGCAAACGCGCCUGAUAAUUUUAGAGCAACUGCUGGUCAGUUGGGAAAGAAGACAUCGUGGGUGGUGGUUAGGGGCUAGGAAGACCCAAGACAUUCUACGGAAAGAAAAACAAAGUAAUCUCUAGGACUGGCUAACAUUUACUGUGACAGGAAGAUGGGGUGCAUCUAUGCUUGACAAGCCUUCAAGAAAACUGUAACAUUUUCAUAUGGGGGGGUGGUAGAGUGCAUGGGAAUACUCUUUUUAAUUUAAUUAACAGUAUCAGAAAAAGUGGAAAGUACCCAGUAUGUAUGUAAUACAU
Messenger RNA from Phodopus roborovskii (desert hamster), 3981 nucleotides. RefSeq names its product integrin subunit alpha 2 (gene Itga2). The transcript is spliced from 30 exons. The coding region runs from base 38 to 3577 and encodes 1179 amino acids. NCBI's taxonomy places the organism in Eukaryota, Metazoa, Chordata, Mammalia, Rodentia, Cricetidae. Gene Ontology annotation, biological process: cell adhesion mediated by integrin; integrin-mediated signaling pathway; cell-cell adhesion. Gene Ontology annotation, cellular component: external side of plasma membrane; integrin complex. The record is from RefSeq and is a predicted model, not a curated record. Gene Ontology annotation, molecular function: integrin binding.